Molecule: messenger RNA, 1324 nt
Organism: Sclerotinia trifoliorum
Lineage: Eukaryota; Fungi; Ascomycota; Leotiomycetes; Helotiales; Sclerotiniaceae
Source: the annotation of a GenBank genome assembly
UUAGGCGAAAGCUCAAUUCAUUACGUCAUCACUAAAUUUCCCAUCUGGUGAAAUUCAAGCUCCAUAUUCUCACAAACACAAGCCUCACGAAACAUAAACAAGUUCACUACCCUCGACCCAAUAUCAGAAUUGCUAUGCGAUCAUUAAUAGUACCACGGAGCCUUAUGCGCUCAUGCAGGACGACCUCCAGACAACCCAUCGGCGUCCGCCACACAGCCAUAGUUUGUCAAAUCUGCCACCAGCAAACCAAGCCUCUUUUUCAAUCCCCCACGAUCUCCUCCCGCAGAAACGCAUCCUCAUCUACGAACCCCUCAUCAUCUACCUCUCCAGAUCAAACAACCGCUUCUGUCACCUCCCCUCCCCGAACCCACUACGAUCUUUUUCCCAUCACUCUUCCCCGCGGUCCGCCACCCUCUGGCCCAUUCCACAUCGACGUUCGAGCGCUGCGCAACGAAUUUCUCCGUCUACAAGCAAGCGCGCAUCCAGAUUUACAUUCUUCGUCGAACAAAUCGCGCGCUGAAGCAAAAAGUGCCCUCAUAAAUGAAGCAUACAGAACAUUACAAUCGCCUUUACUACGCGCGCAAUAUUUGUUAGGGCUACAGGGUAUAGAUGUUCAUGAUGAGACUGGGAAGACUGGGGCAGAAGAUGGGGAUAAGGAGUUAUUGAUGGAGGUUUUGGAGACGAGGGAGGAGAUUGAGGAGGCGGAGGAGGAGGGGGAUUUGGAUGGGUUGAAAGUUAAGAAUGAGGAGAGGAUUGCAAAUUGUGAGGAUGCGGUGGGGAAGGCUUUGGAGGCUGGGGAUUUAGAAACUGCGAUGAGAGAAACGGUUAGAUUGAGGUAUUGGGUUAAUGUUAGGGAUAGCUUGCAUGCGUGGGAGAAGGGCAAGCCGGUUGUGAUGGUGCAUUGAGGGAUUUGAGGAAAUGGCGGGAGUGAAUAGAGGUCAGGAGGUUUUAGAAAAAAGGGAAGUUAUUUUUGGUUACGACAAUGCCACGAAAAUGACCAAUCUUGCCUGCACCGAUUUCGCCAAACUCCACAAUCCGUGGGCGUCCAAACUGAUCUUGGAUCUACUUUGAGACCACCAUUCCAAUGGCGACCGAGGCUAUAUAUCACCAUCCCAAGACGAGCGCAAUAAGCAUGGUACAAUGGAACCAAAAUACGUUUUACACCCCUCUGAAGUACACGUCAAUACAUGGUUGCAGUAUUCAAAAAGAAAAGGGCUGCGUGCAGCUGGCAAUACGUCUGGAUGACGACAAUUACACGACCACACUAAAAACUAGAAAUGGACAUUAAAGGUAGAUGGAAUGUUGGAAGGUCACGACUAAAAUU